Messenger RNA from Eriocheir sinensis (Chinese mitten crab), 3011 nucleotides. It is a transcript of the gene CkIIbeta, whose product is annotated as casein kinase II subunit beta. Bases 77 to 811 code for a protein of 244 amino acids. Lineage: Eukaryota; Metazoa; Arthropoda; Malacostraca; Decapoda; Varunidae. The transcript is spliced from 5 exons. Gene Ontology annotation, cellular component: cytoplasm; protein kinase CK2 complex. The record is from RefSeq and is a predicted model, not a curated record. Gene Ontology annotation, molecular function: protein kinase regulator activity.
GCAUAGAGAGUUUCAGAUACGAGGGCGCCAAGACCGAGGCCGAGCCUUGGCCAAGCCUUGGGCCCCCUCGGCGGCAAUGCUCGGCGGCCGGGAGAGGGCAGCAGCGGCGGCACCUUCCUCGCCUCGCCCCGGGAACAAGCGCAAGAUGAGCAGUUCAGAGGAAGUGUCGUGGAUUGCCUGGUUCUGUGGUCUUAGAGGAAAUGAAUUUUUUUGUGAGGUGGAUGAAGAUUAUAUACAGGACAAAUUCAACCUAACAGGACUCAAUGAACAGGUGCCACACUACCGUCAGGCGCUUGACAUGAUUCUUGACCUAGAGCCAGCAGAUGAGGAAGAAGAAAUACCCCACCAGAGUGACCUCAUAGAGCAGGCAGCAGAAAUGCUGUACGGCCUCAUCCAUGCUCGAUACAUCCUCACAAAUCGCGGCAUUGCACAGAUGAUUGAGAAAUAUCAAGCGGGUGAUUUUGGUCACUGUCCCAGAGUCUACUGUGAAAACCAGCCCAUGUUACCUAUUGGACUAAGUGAUGUGCCUGGGGAAGCCAUGGUGAAGCUGUACUGCCCCAAGUGUUGUGAUGUGUACACCCCCAAGUCCUCCCGCCACCACCAUAUUGAUGGGGCUUACUUCGGCACCGGGUUCCCCCACAUGCUCUUCAUGGUUCACCCAGAGUACAGGCCCAAGAGACCUGCUAAUCAAUUUGUACCACGUCUUUAUGGCUUUAAGAUUCAUCCAAUGGCCUACCAGAUCCAACAACAAGCAGCUGCUAAUUUUAAAGCACCAAUGAGAGCCAUCAAUUAUAAUAAUGGUAAACGUUAACUAGUGUGUUAUGAUGUUAGGAGUGAAAGUGUGAUAGUUCUUUUUUUUUUUUUUUUUUUUUUUAUUCUUUCAGUCUUGUAGACAAGAGAUCAUAUAUCUUCAAUAAAGAUUACCUCAAAGAGCAGGCUUGAUUCAGCAUAAAAUAUCCUGUUAGUGCUUACCAUCAUAGUGAAAUUUGAUUCCUUGCUGACUUAAAACUACUAUUGGGAUUCAAAGUAAAUUCACCUGAGGUUGGUGUUGGUCAUGAAGGUACUUAAUACAGGUCUUCUGGAAUAUAUGGUACAUUUGCAUCAAGGAACUGGCCAGUGCAAUUAAUUGAGGAAAUUAUGUACCUCAUUUUUUUAAUGUACGUGUUAGCAUUUUCUAGGAGUGCCACAACUGAAGCUCACAAGGUAUAUAAAAUGUUGAACCUGAAUCAUGUUGUCUCCUAAUGCUUUCACAACACAUAUAUAUAUCAUCACAGCCCUUGCACUUAAGAGGGCCAGGUGACUCCAUGGCAAUAUUUGCCAUAUUCACAAAGAGGGCCAGGUGACUCCAUGGCAAUAUUUGCCAUAUUCACAAAGACAUUUACAUUUCAUUUCGAUCAUCAAUUUCAAGAUAGGCAUAACCCAAGCAGGGUUAUACAUGGAGUUAGCAAACUUGGAGAUUGUUUAAUCUUUUUCUCUUCUUUAAUUAUUGUUACAUUUUACUUUGACCACUGAUUUCGGCAUCUAUGAUUUUACAGUAAUUGUGUAAAUUCAUCUUGGCACAUUUUCUUUACGAAGGUGCUUUUCCUGCUUUCUUCACUGCCAUUUUGGAAAUAAAGGAAAGGGCAAGCUUGUAAACAAGGGGAGUAUCUUUUUAGUUCAGCAAUAUUUGGCAUAGUAAAAAUAAGGGCAAUUUUUUGGUACAUACUUGUAUAUAGAAUGCAGUGUCUGAUCUCACUUUAAUGCUUUGGUAUUUAACUUGAACCUUUUAGCUAUAUUAUAACGUAUAGUGAUGAUCAGUAUACAGUAGCCAUCAUCUUGGUAUGAUGAAUAGUGUCCCCUGAAAUUUGACAGUUUGUUGAAUGCCCAGUGAGAUGUAAAUGAAUAUCACUACCAUCAGAACAUUUUCAACUUAAACCAUACAGAUUAUAUAACUUUAUUGUAGUCAUAAACUCCUUUGUAAUCCUACUUAUUAGCAUGUUGAAAUGUGUGGACCCCAAGUAAUGCAACAUUUCUUGUCAUAAGGCAGAGAACAUCAAGGCCUCACAUUAGGUGCUCAUUGACUGUGCUGAUUGUCACCUUAGAUUAUAUUGGUUUGAUCACUUUUAUUAUGGUUGGAAACCUUUUAUCAUGGUAGUAUGCAUUGUUGCACAGUAAGUACAUAGUGCCAGAUUUUGUUGAUUAUAGAGUGGGAUAUUUUAUACAUUGAUAUUCUCAUCUCACUUUUUAGAUCAUUUUGCAUACUUUAUAACAGUGGCUCCCAACCAGGGGUCCAUAGAGAUUCUAAUUAUUUUUAAAUUUAUUAUACUGGAAUUAGGAGACAUGUUGCUCAAAAUAAAAUUCAUACUACUGUUCACAAUCCUUAAAACUGAAUGCUUAAAUGCUGCAAUUGCUCUACAUUAGCUAACAGUACCAGGGGUGUCAAACUCACGGCCCUUUGGAUGGUGAUGAGUGGCCCACGAGAUGUUGGUGGUCCAUAGGUGAGAAAGUAAAUGGAAAAGGGGGAAUGGGACAAAAAUGGUUGGGAACCACUGCUUUGUAAUCAUACCUUCAUCACUUACUGUUUGCCCAUUGUUCAUGUUAGUCCACUCCUUCAGUUUUCCUCUUAUUAUUCAGCCAAACUGAUGAAUCUGCCAAAGAUUGUCUCGCAAUAUAAUGUAAUUACUACAACAUUUAAAUCACCAUCUGUGUACCUUUCACAAUAUUUUCUAUUUCCUCAGUGGAAAGUAUGUGAAAAUUCAAGCAAUGAUUGGUCAGAAGGUUCGUUUUGAGAUGAUUUACCGUAUAUCAAGGGAGACCUGUAUACAGACAGCAUUGGGAGCCCUUCAGCACAAGGGUUUUCCUUCACAUUCCAAACAAGUCUGUAACCUCCUCUCAUUUGGGCAGAUCAAUGGAAACUAUUUUCUCCCUGCUGUUACGUGAAGCAUAUUGCUAAUACCAUAUCCGUUAUUCAUGGUAUUUAUGAAGUGUAAGUUAAGUAUUAGGGUAUGUCUUAUAAUAAAAUGUAAAUACAU